Molecule: messenger RNA, 492 nt
Organism: Dufourea novaeangliae
Lineage: Eukaryota; Metazoa; Arthropoda; Insecta; Hymenoptera; Halictidae
Exons: 1
Coding region: 1-492 (163 amino acids)
Source: RefSeq, a predicted model, not a curated record
AUGAAUCAAUGCCCUUCGGUGAAAACGCAGUUAAGAAGUUUCGAGCACGCGCUCCCACUUCAUCCUGACGUACAAAAGCAUUUAUUACCCAUAUACCAAGACCUAUCGAAGAAAGAUCUGCUGAAAAGAUGUGUCGGCGGUCAUACGCAAAAUGCCAAUGAAAGUUUUAAUUCUACCGUUUGGCGUUUGACACCAAAACACCUGAACUACGAGAUUAAUAUCAUUGAAAUCGCGGUUUUUAUAACUGCUAGUGUUUUCAAUGAAGGAUAUUGUGCCAUUUUAAAAAUGAUGAACAUAUUGCAAAUAAAAAUUGGACACGAGUGCAAAUUUUUGGCUGAUAAGUACAACGCCGCACGAGUAAAUCGCCAAGAGCGCCGCAGCCCCAGUAGUAGUAAAGAAGCUCGCUCUGCUCGCAGGGAAGAACAAUUAGAACAACAGCAGUUUUUUGAAGAAGCAGAAGGUUUGCUGUAUGGACCUGGAAUCGCAGAUUAG